AUGGCGACGCUGCAGAAAUUCAAGCUCCUGGCGAUGCAAUGCGGCGUCGUCCAGAGCCCCACACGAAGCCCCAGGACCAGCCCGCUGGUUCAGUUUCAGCGCCGGAAAACCACCUUGCGGAUGCUUCUCUGCCGGAGCACCAGUAGCCGAUCACCUCGUCAGCGAGAGACGACCUUUCAGCUGAAGCAUGUGAUGGAUUCAUCGGAGGAGGAGGAGGAGGAGGAGAGCGGGAAAGAUUCAAUGCGGAGGAACUCACUGAAAGAAUUGUUCGGGUCCUCGCUUCCAAACGAAGAAGAAGGUGAGAGACAGAUCACUGAAAUCACCGAGAGCAACAAGCUUCCAUCUAGAGAGUUCCAUUCCGUCGUGGGUUCGAUUAACGGACUGGGGUCACCGAAACCGGGUUGGACGCGUUUCCGUUACAGGUCGUUAUUGAGGAAAUCUUGGCGCCCAGCUCUGGUCACCAUUCCAGAGGAAUAA
Messenger RNA from Neltuma alba, 477 nucleotides. RefSeq lists its product as uncharacterized. Bases 1 to 477 code for a protein of 158 amino acids. NCBI's taxonomy places the organism in Eukaryota, Viridiplantae, Streptophyta, Magnoliopsida, Fabales, Fabaceae. The record is from RefSeq and is a predicted model, not a curated record. The transcript has a single exon.